AUGGAUAGUUUUUCAAGAGGAAAGAAACUAGCCCUAAUGGGUUUAUCUAAACAAUAUAGCUGGCAAACCGUAAAUGAGUUUGAGGAUCCUUAUCAUAAUAGUGAUGAUGAAUACAAAGACCCAGAGGAUAUGACCCAGACAUGUAUAUCAGGCAACAGUCAAGCAUCAAGCAGUACAUGGGGUGAUGAUAUACAGAGUGUCUCAAAAGAUAAAUGUAUAGGAUCAAUACUAACCUCUCUCACUAAGGAGAAACAGUGUACUGCAUGCAAAAAACCAAAAAAGGUCUGUUGUUGCAAGGUAGGAUUCAAGUUACUAGAAGACAAGAUCCCUUCAGCAGAUUCGCCAAAUAUAGAAGAGAAAGAGUUAGUGCUUGAAACUAUUGGCACAGAACCAACUCCUUCUUCUUCACAGAGUCCCAGAAAAAUAGGAACCCCUGGCACGACAAUCCCUGAAUUACAAUCUAGUGAGUACUAUGCAUUAGCCGGUCAAAAGUUGCAUCAAAACAUUUUGGACAAUAAUAUAUCAGAAGAAGAAGUUGCUUUCAUGUUAGUGACAUUGAAUGAGGAAGAGCAAACAGAGUAUACUGUGAAGUGCAUCACCUCUCAUCAAAAAGAACGUGAGCAAUUUCUGAGACAUCUGUAUCUCAGACACCGAGAUAGAGAAUUGGAGAUAGUAAUAGACCCAAAAGAAAAGAUGCUUGUAUCAAGAGAAUCUUUAGAAGAGUUUUUGGAUUUAUCUCAACACAGUAUAAGAUUGUCAGAAGAAACAUUGCCCUCUCACUAUAUUACUACAACUUCCCUUUCCAAAACAACUCCUCCAGAAGAUGCCGAGUUGGAAAAUCUUUUAGAUCCUCAAAACAUCGAAAAACAAAAAUCACCAAUUUCUUAUGUUCCAGAAGAUCUAUUAAGAAAUAUUAAAACCUUAUUAGAUGAGCAUGCAACACAGCAAUUGGUUGCUAUAUCCUCUAUAGCAUGUGAUGUUGAGUACUAUAUUCACUCAGCAUAUUGCCACUACUCCUCCUCUAACGCUCAGACAACACCCUCAAUCCCUCCACAAGAUGAAGAUGAGUCAACUAUGAAAAGACUGAUGAAUGUUAUUCCUACCGAUUGUGUUAAGAAGAUAACAGAACAAGAUUUAACACUGCUUUGGAAUUCUCUGAAGAAUGACGAACUAUUUAGGAUAAUCUGUACCAAUCAGUUUGGAAAAAUGGGAAAACUUAUAGCAAUUAAAUUAAAAACAUUUUGUGAAACUGAUGGUGCUUUAGAGUUUUAUGGUAAUCUGCCCCACAAAUUAACAAGAAAAGCGAAGAAAAAUCCUAAUGUAUUGCAUACAGUCAUAGAGACCGAAUCUGAGAAAGAUGAAGAAAAAGAAAAAGAGCAAAGAAAUGUUAUAAAUAAUAGGACCUCAAAAAACAAGAAAACUGCAGUAAUAAAAAAAAUAGAGAUUGUUAGCAAGCGUAAAAAGGCAGCAAUCAAAAAGGUGAAAACUGGUGACAAGGGUAAAAAUAAAUAA
Messenger RNA from Diabrotica balteata, 1512 nucleotides. The record is from the annotation of a GenBank genome assembly. Lineage: Eukaryota; Metazoa; Arthropoda; Insecta; Coleoptera; Chrysomelidae.